AUGCGUCGACGUCAGAACUCCGUUGCCUCUACAGCAGUUGCAGGCCAGGUGUUGACUGCCGAUGAGCAUACCACCGAGGCAGCCGGUACCGGAGAGUUCGGCGCGCUGCUCGCCGUAACCUCCGAAACUGAGGCAGCGUCCUCCGCUGCCGCACGGCACGUGAAGCGGGGCGGCACUGCGCACGAUACGGAGACCGAGCAAGAGCUCGAAACGCCUCGCUCAUUUUCGUUCGGUUCGCAUGGACGUUUCACGCCGCUGUGGCAUCGUCCCAGCAAAGGCAAAUAUGAGCUGCAGCCAUCGCUCAUACAAGAGGUGACGACACAUCUGGAGAACUCUCGUCUCCCGGAGAAAGAUUUUUGGGACGAUAAUGAAGUGACGACAGCUGUUCUGUGGGGAUUCACCAACCUCCUCUUUCUCAUUAUCGCGGUACUGGCGCUGCGUCCACUGCUGCUGAACUAUAUCCGCGGGAAGCCGCCCUUGGAUCUCGAGUUCUUGAUGUGGUCACUGGACGGCGCAGUGAGCACGUUGCUACUCUAUGCCGCAAUGGUCGUGGGCUCCUUUUCGGUGUUUGUCCUGCACUGGCUCGCCGCCAACGGUUGGAUAUCGGUUCCGCUUCGAGAGUUGCUCUAUCGUUUCGCCUGUGGCAUCCAUCUUUUGGUGCCCUAUAAGGUCUUCUUUCAGCGCUCGCUUUCACCGGUACCCGCCUUUUUCAUUGGACUUCAGAGCCUUUCGCUGCUCCUGAAAAACCAUUCCUACUAUUUUGGUAUUCGCGCUGUCCAACUAGAACGCCAGUCCCUGUGCCCCGAACUCGUCAGCCUGCGACGUUUCCUGUACUUUUUGGUUAUCCCCACGCUGGUCUACCGCAUUGAGGGUUACCCGCAUUCACCCCGCAUUCGGGUCGACUUUUUGGUGCGGCGCACGCUCCAGGCACUGGGCUGCAUGUUCCUCAUCUACGAGCUCGUCGUCUAUUCCAUGCUGCCGGUGUUUAAACAGGUCAACGAGCUAUCGAACGUGGAGUUCAUCGUGGAGCUCAUGAUACCGGCUGUGCUGCUCUGGACAAUGCUUUUCACGGUGACCUUCGAGGUGAUCCUGAACGUGUUUGCCGAAGUGACGUACUUCGGUGAUCGGCGCUUUUACGAGGACUGGUGGAACAGCACCAAUCUGAGCGAGUUUUCCCGCAAAUGGAAUCGACCAGUUCACGACUGGCUCUACCUGCACGUGUACCGCUGUUUGGUGAAGCAGCGCUAUCCCAAGGCCAUCGCGCAGAUGUUCGUGUUCCUGUUCAGCGCCAUUUUUCAUGAAAUGUUGCUGAGCAUAACUUUUCUGCGAGUGCGGGUCUGGAUGUUCACGCUCAUGAUGUUACAGAUUCCGCUCAUAUACAUGGCGAAGCUCAUACCGGCGAAAACGUCGAACAAGCCGCUCAUGCGGCGUGGAGCGAACCUCUUCUUCUGGUUCGGAAUGUUCUUUGGACCCGCAUUGCUUUUUUUGCUGUAUUCCAAAGACUACUAUCAGGGUCAUUAA
Messenger RNA from Cyanidioschyzon merolae strain 10D, 1521 nucleotides. RefSeq names its product acyl-coenzyme A:cholesterol acyltransferase; ACAT. Bases 1 to 1521 code for a protein of 506 amino acids. NCBI's taxonomy places the organism in Eukaryota, Rhodophyta, Bangiophyceae, Cyanidiales, Cyanidiaceae. The transcript has a single exon. Gene Ontology annotation, cellular component: endoplasmic reticulum membrane. The record is from RefSeq and is a predicted model, not a curated record.